Messenger RNA from Raphanus sativus (radish), 1234 nucleotides. RefSeq lists its product as uncharacterized. The coding region runs from base 302 to 1234 and encodes 310 amino acids. The transcript has 3 exons. NCBI's taxonomy places the organism in Eukaryota, Viridiplantae, Streptophyta, Magnoliopsida, Brassicales, Brassicaceae. The record is from RefSeq and is a predicted model, not a curated record.
UCUCUGAAAUUUGGAAUCGAUUCAUUGCUUGCUAAAUAUAGUUUGAGUCUGAAAAAGUGAGAGGACAAGGCUAUAGUGGAGCAGGAAAUAUGAGAGGAGCAUUUAAUGAUCUGGGAGCACUAAUUUAAAAAAAAAACAGUUCGGCAUACUAUGUACACUGUUUUGCUCACCAACUACAAUUGGUAGUUGUUGCAGUCGCGAAGAAACAUUUUGAAGUUAGAGAUUUCUUUGAUAAGAUUUCUUUGAUAAGAUUUCUUUGUUAGUGAAUGUGGUUGCAGCUUCUUAUAAAAAGAAAGAUAAGAUGCGAGAAAUCCAGAGGGCUAUAAUUGAAAAGGGAAUAAGCAGUGUUGAAAUCAAAACUGGAAAAGGACUGAACCAGGAGUCUUCGCUUCCAAGACCAGGAAGUACACGUUGGGGUUCUAAUUAUAAAAGGUUGUUGCGGUUAGUUGGGAUGUUUGCUUCUGUGGAUGAGAUGCUUGUGUACGUCGAGGAUGAAGGUGCUGAUCUUACCCAGCGAAGUCAAGCAAAUGGUCUUCUCAAAUAUAUCCAUACUUUUGAUUUUGUAUCCUACCUACAUUUGAUGCUGCAAAUUUUGGGAUUCACAGAGAACUUGUCACUGGCCUUGCAAAACAAAGAUCAGGACAUCCUAAAUAUUGUCUCAUUAGUAGAAUCCACUAAGCGGCAAUUACAAAAGUUCAGAGAUGAUGGCUGGGACUCUUUUGUGAAUGAUGUUUCAUCUUUUUGUGAGAAACAUGACACUGUUAUUCUCAAGAUGGAGGACUAUUUCAUCGAUCUAAGGAAGCCACGAAAAAGACCAACAUUACCAACUUGCAUCACUAUCAAGUCAAUUGUUUUUAUACAGUAUUGGAUAUGGAGCUUCAAGAGUUUAAUGGUCGCUCUAACGAGUGUUGUGGAGUGCAUAUCACUUAAGCAGCAACUUGACAUUUAUAUUGAUAAUGUCCGAGAAGAUGAAAAGUUUGCUGAUUUGAAACAUCUUGGAGAUCUAGCGCAGCCUGCUUCCUCCGCAGUCUUAUUCUUCUCCGACCAACAGCAAGCAGCACUUCAUCAUUCUGUUGCUCGCCUUCAAAAUCUCAAUCGAGAUAUGACGAGCCAAUCCACCACCAUCAUGCCUCGUCUCCGAGUUAUACUCCUUGUCGUCCUCUGUUUGAUCCGUACCACCGUCCUCGUUCUGUUGCACCACCGGCGAACAUCCAAUUUAGUUCCAUGGAUCUAG